AUGAGCCUAAAGCCUACUGCACAAGGAGUUAUUGUAAGUUUAGUUUAGACACAAGUUGAAACGAUUUAUUAAAAUUUGGUCGGUUUUCAGAUCCCAACAACUUCUGUUCAAAUGAAUCCAACAACUUCGAAAGGAAGAUUACCGUUGCCUAUGAAAAAGUGAGUAAUGUGAGAAAAUUGCAACGAACUGGCUGAAUUUGUCGUUUUCCAACCCCAUAUUUUCAGAAAAACAAAUGCGCUGAAAUAUGACAAACAAGUGAAUAUUGAUGAAAUGGACUUCAAAAAAUCCAAUAUCUUGAAUUUUUUUCAAUCUUGAUUUUUGCAGUCUGACAAACGCAGUACUGAUUUAACACAAUUUGUUCAACCUAUCUCAAUCACUGUUGAUACGUUUAAAAAUGAUUCUGACGUAUAUUUGGCGUUUUCUUUGCAUUAUUUCAAUGAUGCCACUGCUGCUCGUGAAAAUACUGUGAAAUUCAUGAAAAUGAGCUCGUUGGAGUGAGUUCACAUUCGAAAAUAAUUUUUUCAAAUUGCAUAUUUUUCCAGAAUUGAUCCAGUUUUGAUUCUCCAUGAAAUUCGAUAUUCGGCAAAUGAGUAUUGUGCAAAGAAAAUCAGAUUUCCGAGUUUGGUCACUUCUAACCCGGAAAUUGCUCAAUAUUUCCACGAAGUUGGUAUCAUUGAUAGGAGUUAUGAUUGUUAUUUCUCUCAUAUCACCAAAUUUGCCGAUGAGCUUCUCAAAAUUCCGGAAUUUGAAAUAGCUCUUGAUGUAUUGGAGAACUUCUUCAUGGGUGUUAAGAAUGAUAACAAUUUCCAAAUGCAAAUUCAAAAGUGAGUUUGAAGAAAUCAAAAUGUUUUGAUACAUUUGUAGUAUUUUCAGAUACUUUAUUGCUAACAAGACACAUUUUGACUUUCCGAAAAUCCAACUAAAAAAAAUGGACAGAUGUUUCGGAAUUUUUGUCAGAUGUUUUACAAUAUGUAAGUUCCUAUUCAGAUUUUCAUGAAACCAAUGUUUCUUACAGCACCAAUGGAUGGCAGAAUUAUCACUUCGAAGUGUUGUACACAAAGCAUACAUUGAUGAAAUUGCAUAUGAUCAGCUUAUGAUCCUCCAACCAAUUCUAGCAUGUUUGAACAGUAGUGUUAAAGAACUUUCGAAGUCUGACAGUUAUGUUUCACAAGUUAUUCCACAAUUGGUCCGAAUUCAAAAACUUAUAUUAAAGUGAGUUGAGAAAUUGUAAUUUUGUUAAAAUUUUCAUAUCACUGGCAAAAUACGACUGGUGGGGAAAAAAAUUAGGAAAAAAAAUUGUUUUUUAAAUUUUUUAAAAUUCAUUUUUUUCUUCAAGAUUUGAAAUCAAAUCGAAAUUUUUGAUUUUCUAUUAUUUAAGCUCUUUUUUUCGACUUUUCUUUAUGGAGUGAUUCAGGUCGAAAAAAAACUUUUAAAAAAUGUUUUUUAGUUUUUUGACAUUUGCUGAAUCGAAAUUUUUUGUAAAAAAACGUUUUUUAAAGUUUUUUUUCGACCUGAAUCAUCACCCCAUCAGCUUUUCCCCGAGAUUUUAAUUCUAAUGGCAAAAUUUUGAAUUUUUUAAAUUUUUGCAAAAAAAAAUUUUCGCAGGGCUGCUGCAGAUCUGCGAAUUUUUUUGAAAGCUGCAGCAGACGCGCAGCAGGCACUCAUUGCUUAUAGAUCUGCAGUAGGCCUGCAGCACGCCAAUCGUAUUUUGCCAGUGAUAAUUCAGAGAUUUGGGCAAUGAAACUUUGAGUAAACAAUUGGAGGCUGCGUUUUUGAAAACUCUUGAUCCAUUAUUGCACGGUUAUCAAAAUGGAAUUUAUGAUCUUGCGACUUUCCUUGAUCCGCGUUAUUCUCUGGAAACCGAUAUUUUGAGUUAUGAUAAAUGGCAGGAACUUGCAGAAUUCACCAAAAACUAUAUCAGUAUGUUGUUUUAUAACCAGUAAAUUCAUAUCAUUCGAUGUUUUUAGUGAAUUCAAGUAUUGGAUCAAGAUUGUCAAACCGCGAAAAGAAAUCCAAAAUCGAUGUAGAAAUGUAUAAUUUCCAAAGUAUCGUCAAAAAACAACGACCAGCAACACAUCCAUUCAAUUGGUGGAAAGUGUAUUCAAAACGAUUCGCAUUUUUAUACGAUGUUGCCAAGACAUUCAUCACACCUCCUCCGUGUGCAAUUGAUGUUCAACAAUAUUUCGGUGCGAAUGGAAAAUAUAUACGGAAUGAAAGUAAAUUGCCAUUGAAGCAAUUUAAUAAUAAUUUGAUGAUUGCGGCAUCGUUGGAAACUUUUAGAGGACGAGGUUAUACUGAUAAAUAUAAUGAGCUUGAGCCAAUUGCGAUUAAUCAAGGUUUAUUGAUGAAUAUUCAUCAAGCGGUGAAAACUCCAGUUAUCAAGAGAAAAAAUAUAGACACUUCUAAUGCAAUUGUAUCAGUUACUCAAUCUUAUAUUAUUCAAACAUCUAAUCCAGCUCCAGCUUCUGCUCCUGUUUUGUGAGUUUUGAUUUUUUCAAUGGUAGAAUCAGACCUGGGAAUUUUUUACGUGGCACCGUAAAACGUAAAAUGGGUAUUUUACGGUUCUAGAAAACCGUAAAAUACCGAAAAAAUCGUAAAAUUUUGUUACUCAACCUUUUCCCUGAAUACAUCAACAAAUAUUCUUUAAAAUUUGGAAGUUGGUAACUUAGCGUAACUCCAACAUCAUUUAAACAAUUUAAUUCCUCAUAUCCACCAAAAAAAUAAUUUAAUUAGGAUUCUAUUUGAAAAAAUCUGUGUUUUCUUUGAAGUUUUAAUUUUAUUUGUUUUACGAAUUAUUUUACGAUUUUUCGAGCCGUAAAAACCGUAAAACGAAAAAUUUCCCAGGUCUGGGUAGAAUAUUUUUCUUUUUUUUCAGACCAAAUGCUGAAACACUUGAUCCAGACGAAGGUUUCGAUCUAUCGAAAUAUUUGAUGCAGCCACCAGAUGUGAAGCAAGAACAAUUCAAUGAAAUGUUAGUUCAAGACUCACAUCAAUUUGUUUUCCCGUUAUUAACAAUAUGUUUUUUUUUUCAGUGGUUUGAGCGCUGAAGUGAAACCAGAAUCAUUGUUGAUACCAUCAAAUGAGGAAGAUCUUGUUGACGUGAAACCUGAGCGAAUUGAGAUCACACCAUCCACAUCCACAGCCACACACGUAAAACCGAAGUCGAUUUAUGUUAGUACACUCGGAGCAUCGCCAACAUAUACGAGGGAAAUUCAGCGAGCUGCCGAUAAACGGGUUUUCAUCAAAGUUCCUGUAGAAGAACAACCUACAAAUGUAUCAAUGUUAGUUAUUUUCAGAUUUUUGAUUUAUUAAAUUCAAAUUUUUUCAGUGAUUUUGUCCCCUCUACAAGUGGUCAACCUCGCCAAGUCAAAAGAACCUAUGAUUCUGUUCCGACGACGCAAGGUAUUGUGAUUGAAUCGAAAAAACGGUAUAAAAGAGUUUGCACGAAUUUUGAGACGGAAAAUGGUGUUAUUUGUAAAGAGUGAGGAGUUUUCUCAAAAAAUCUCCUAAUCUUUAAUUUUCCAGAAGAAUUUAUCCAUUUUCAACGCCCACAAGUUUGGAAAGUAUAACUAUUGCGAGACCACAAAAAAUCCGCAACACUCCAACUGGAAUCUAUCCAAAUGCAGAUCUGUGA
Molecule: messenger RNA, 3634 nt
Organism: Caenorhabditis angaria
Lineage: Eukaryota; Metazoa; Nematoda; Chromadorea; Rhabditida; Rhabditidae
Source: the annotation of a GenBank genome assembly